CCUCACAAACUUUGGUCGAUUUCGGAGAGAACAUCUCAUCUCAUUUAGCCAAUUGUUCAAAUUAAAUCAUGGAACCUGUAGCAAGUCUCAAUGAUGCUAGAACGGCUGUACAACCUGAUAUGGUGCUCCGUGUCCUGUCUGAAGUGACCAGGCCUAUCGCGAAGGGGUCUGUGGAAAAGUCAAAGCAGGGACGUGUGAUCAGCUUUGAUGAUAUCCUGAAAGAGAGCAUCAAGAACCUCGAGAAAUGUCUGUUCCAAGAUAAAAGUCUUGAAGCAGUUGCACAAAGAUUUACUCUACCAGAGGAAGAUGACAUUCAUUGGCAGUUUGUGACAGUUUGUUUAGACCUCUUGAAGCUCCUCAACCAGAGCAUGAAAGUGGCUCUCAAAACUUAUGACAAUUCUGCAAGUGAAGAUGGUGAGAUUGUACCCAAUAAUUCUGAAACCGAGUCUGAUCAGAAAAAAGUUCCUAAGACUAAGAGAAAACAAGUCCAGGCUCCACCAGACGUUUUGAAUGUGAGUCAACAGAAGACAGUAUCAACUGUAUUCCAGUUUAUUGUCUGCCUGGGUGUUUGCCCUUAUUUGAGUCCAGGUGUUGGAGUCCCUGUAGAAUUUCGCUCCAGUUAUGGACAGUAUCUGAAAUCUAGCCGAACAGUUCAGAUUCCAGACAAAAUCAAUCGACUUUCAGCAUGCUUGGAUGUGCUUUCAGACUGUGCACUUCAGCCUUCAUUUGGGAGUUUGUUCCUGGCAUCUCACCUGAAUGACUUGCUUGCUGCAUUAUUACAACUUUGCUGUGGGUACGCACAAUGCUGGGAUAAAACUGAUUUCGCUGAAGACACAGCAAAAAACAUUUCAGGAGAACCAUCGAUUGAUAUCGACUUUCGGCUGAAAAGUAUGGACCUGACCACUGCGUCACCAGGAGUCAUUGUUAGUGCUUUGCAGACACGUGCUAGGGACACUGCGGAAAGACUGAAGAAAGGCACAAGCAUGACUAAAUCAUCGGCUGCACCUUCAGACUCUACUUCCAAUGAAAACAUGUCCUCUGUUUGUCAGGAGAAGUACAAGAAAUGUCUGAACGAGUUGCUACAGCGUGUCUAUCCACCGUUGUUAGUCAGGGAGUUGGUUGUUCUUCAAGGUGGACCAAGACAACCACCCAACAUGGGUGCCAAAGUGCCAGCUUUUCCACGUGCCCCUUCGUGGCUUCGCCGGGCCUGUGGCCGCUUGCUUUCAGAGCAAGUCAUGAAACCAAUGGGUGUUCAUCAUGUUCUGAGAGGACUUCUCCAAGGAGCAGAAGGUGGUGGUUCAUCAACCUCUGAUGGUAGCGGCACAGGUGAUGACUGGAAGAAAUGUAAUGCCAUUGCCCAAAUUAUAGCAAACUGUCCGAAGCAAGCCUGCUCUGUUGAAGAAUACUACAGAUUGAUUAGCCCACAGGUCCUGCAGCUGUUUCAUAUUAAGGAUCGCAUAGUGGCACGACAGUUUGUAAGAGUCGCGAGUAGUAUUGUGACAGUCAUGGUGAAAAAAUACUCUGAUCUGGCAAAGGCCUACAUCAUAAGCCCGUUGUUACAGCCACUCAACAAAUGCCUUGAAAUCAACGAUGAAAUCAAACUAAGUGAGCCGGGAGUGCACUGGCUGCCUGAAGAAAGCUUGACCUCUUGUGUCGAAGACAUUUAUAAAGUGUUUGUCAGUGGACCAGACCCGCACACUAACCUCCUCAUGUGUUUGAUGCCUGUCAUAUCAGUGAUCUUCAAACUCUUCUGUUUCUGUAAAAGUGGAGUGUCACAAUUAAGAUCGUCUUGCCAGGAAAUGGUAACAACCUUUCUCAAGUCGAUCGACAAGGGUGUCGCCUUCCAAGUCCUAAAAGCCCUUGCUUUUGAUUCAAGAGUACAAUCUGGUCACAACAGUCACGGGUGUCGACUGAUGCACCCGGCGUUGAAGUUUGCUCCUGCCGAGAAUGGGGGCGUUGCAGUCAUUACUUGUGCCAGGGAGACUUUAGAGGAUGAAGGAAACAAGACGGAUGUUCAGGUCUACUGUCUAGUAGAGAUACUCAAAGAUCUACAAACAGGUGGAUUGGCAGGAGAAUUCUUUCUGUUCUUCUUGGAGGAAUUAACCUCAGUCCUUUCCCAAGAAGAUGACAUCAACACUGAUUCUCACCUAAGUUCCUGCAAUCGCGGAGAGGAGUUGCUCGAUAUCGAACACAGUCAAGAACAGAUUCGGCGGAACAACGAGAGGCGUCUUAUGAUCAUGAUGCUGCUGAUUAAAAUGUGUGAAACAAUGGACCACACCUAUCUCAACAGCGCUCAACAGGUUAUCAAGUUUGCCAAGAGUACCCUGUUGAGGUCUAUCUACAUAUUAGAACACACAGAAGAUGUUGACACGGGAGUUUUCGAAAGUGAAACCAUCACCUUGGCAAUUGGACUUCUGACUGCUACAAUGAGUGGAGCAGUGGAGAUUAAAGCAGACGACCGAGAAAGAAUGAAAGAACUACUUCCACUUCUCGACCUUCUCGCUACAAAACAUCCACAUGAGGAGGUGCAAGACAUGGCAUCGGAUAUCAGGAUCGCCAUAGCAACCUAUGGUGCAGUUUGGACGGAUAGCUUGGCGUCUGCUGCCAAGAAGUUCUCAAAAAGGGAAGAAAAUGAGCAAGCGACAGAAAACGUCAAAGGUCAGAAAUUGAUUGAAGAAAUAACGUCUGGUGAGGAGAAAGUGAAGUCCACCGAGAACGGGAUGAGGGAUACUGAUACCAAAUUGCUUGAUGCGAAAUCAGUUGUAAAUGGUAGUGAUGACACUGGAGGAGGUGAAUGGGUUGAUUGUAGUGCCGAUAAAUCGGGUGUCCGAAUAGGUUCUGUGACAGAACCCUAUGGUUCUGAUGGUGCUCUCACUUCCGAUACGGGGACUGCAGAUUCAAAUCUGGAUGAUAAGUAUGGAAAAUCAGGAGUAACCGGUUUACUUGGGCAGUGCUUGAAUGAACUCUGUGACCCUUUGAUACCGGUUCGUGGACAUGCCUUGAUCACACUAGCAAAACUUGUCAAACAAAAAGACACUGCAACCUUGGAGAAAACGGAACUUUUGCUAGGGAUUUUUAAGGAGAACAUUGCGCAUGAUGAUUCCUACAUCUACUUAGCGGCCAUCAACGGCUUAGCAGGACUUUCAGAACUCAACCAUGAGCAGACAGUGCCAAUGUUAGCAGAGGAAUUCAUUGCAGUUGUAGACGUGUCGAGGAAACCUCGCGCUGUUGAACUGAGAAUGAAGCUGGCUGAGGUGCUCAUGAAAGUAUCCAGAUCACUCGGUGAUCUCAUCCCAAAAUACCGUGAGGUUCUUGUGAAUGCAUUUCUUGCUGGAAGUAAGGAUCCUGAUCAUCUGAUCCGUGCGAGUAGCCUGUCGAACCUUGGUCAGGUCUGCCAGCUUUUAAGGUUCUCGCUGGGCAGCAUAUUACAAGAGGUUUUUCUGUGUACAUCUUCUCUGCUGAGGAGCGAUUCUGAGGUCGAAGUGAGACGGGCUGCUGUCAUGGUGAUAACAAUGAUUUUGAGAGGAACGAGUCAUGAUGCAAUACAGAUUCUGGAUACCACGCUGAAAGACAUUUACAGACUGCUCAAACAGUGCAACAGGUCGGAGAAGGAUGAGACUGUGAGAUUGCAGACACAACUUGCCCUCGAGGAGCUCGAUGAUAUCAUGAAGAAAUAUCUAUUCCCAAAACAGUCACUUGUAAAGACGAUCUAUGUGGCAGAUAAACCCUGCCAAACUUAAAGACUCUGUCCUGCCAAUGUGAAUCCUGAUUUUGCACUGAUGACCAACUUUGUUAAAACUCCUGAACGCAAAACAAAAGCAGCAGUGAACUUAUGUGUUACUUAUGUGAAACCAUGUUAAUCAAUAAAAGCCACUCUGUUGGUUGUCUUCAUAUUUCUA
This is a messenger RNA of Lineus longissimus, 3899 nucleotides long. RefSeq names its product transport and Golgi organization protein 6 homolog. The transcript is spliced from 14 exons. Gene Ontology annotation, biological process: protein secretion. The record is from RefSeq and is a predicted model, not a curated record. The coding region runs from base 69 to 3740 and encodes 1223 amino acids. NCBI's taxonomy places the organism in Eukaryota, Metazoa, Nemertea, Pilidiophora, Heteronemertea, Lineidae.